Alligator mississippiensis (American alligator) is the source of this 5182-nucleotide messenger RNA. It is a transcript of the gene NNT, whose product is annotated as nicotinamide nucleotide transhydrogenase. Gene Ontology annotation, molecular function: NADP binding; NAD binding. Gene Ontology annotation, cellular component: mitochondrial inner membrane. The coding region runs from base 132 to 3428 and encodes 1098 amino acids. The transcript has 22 exons. Gene Ontology annotation, biological process: proton transmembrane transport; NADPH regeneration. Lineage: Eukaryota; Metazoa; Chordata; Crocodylia; Alligatoridae. The record is from RefSeq and is a predicted model, not a curated record.
CGCCCCUGGCUGGGGGCCCGGCGCCGGUCGCAGGCUCAGGAGGCGGCGGAGCCGAGCGGAGCCGAGAGCAGGGAGCGGUGUAGCGCGGCGCGGCGCGGGCGGCGGCGGGGCCGGACUGCGGCUGGGAUUCCAUGUGCGGUAGUCCUUGCCAGAAGAUUCCAGGCAAUAUGGCGAGCCUCUUGCGUGUGGUGGUCUCCAGCUGCUCCAAUCCUCUCUUUAGCAACGUGAUGUCGUGCAAGAUCCGGACUGUGAAGAUCCCAUGUUUGCGAACACUCCAAACCCACCAGGUACUUUGGUGUCAAGCACCCAUCAAGCCAGGAAUUCCAUACAAACAGUUGACUGUGGGUGUUCCCAAGGAGAUAUUCCAGAAUGAAAAGAGGGUGUCACUGUCUCCAGCUGGUGUUCAGGCCUUGGUUAAACAAGGUUUUAAUGUUGUGGUGGAGUCAGGUGCUGGGGAAGCUUCCAAGUUUUCCGAUGACCAUUAUAGGGAGGUGGGAGCAAAGAUCCAAGGGACCAAGGAAGUGCUGGCAUCUGAUUUAAUUGUCAAAGUGAGGGCACCUGUAGUUAAUCCUGACCUAGGCAUUCAUGAGGCAGAUCUUUUUAAGACAGCUGCUACUCUGAUUAGUUUCAUCUACCCAGCUCAAAACCCAGACCUACUGAAGAAGCUUGCAGAAAGAAAAACUACUGUUUUGGCCAUGGAUCAGGUUCCACGGGUCACUAUUGCUCAGGGAUAUGAUGCUCUUAGCUCCAUGGCUAACAUUGCUGGUUACAAGGCUGUUGUAUUGGCAGCAAAUAACUUUGGUCGAUUUUUCACUGGUCAGAUUACAGCUGCUGGUAAAGUUCCUCCAGCCAAGGUUCUAAUCAUUGGAGGAGGAGUUGCAGGGCUAGCUGCUGCAGGAGCAGCUAAGUCGAUGGGAGCAGUCGUUCGUGGGUUUGAUACCAGAGCUGCAGCUUUGGAGCAAUUUAAAUCUCUUGGUGCUGAGCCCUUGGAGGUAGACUUGAAGGAAUCUGGAGAGGGACAAGGCGGGUAUGCAAAGGAAAUGUCCAAGGAGUUUAUUGAAGCUGAAAUGCAGCUCUUUGCCAAACAGUGCCAGGAUGUUGAUAUCAUCAUUAGUACAGCUCUCAUUCCUGGUAAAAAAGCUCCUAUCUUGUUUCGUAAAGAUAUGGUUGAAUUAAUGAAGGAAGGUUCAGUUGUUGUGGAUUUAGCUGCAGAAGCAGGAGGAAACUUUGAAACCACAAAGCCGGGAGACCUUUAUAUUCACAAGGGGGUUACACACAUAGGCUACACAGAUCUUCCAAGCAGAAUGGCUACCCAGGCCAGUACUCUGUACUCCAACAACAUCAUCAAACUUUUGAAGGCCAUAAGCCCUGACAAAGAAAACUUCCACUAUGAUGUGAAGGAUGAAUUUGACUAUGGUACACUGGACCAUGUUAUUAGAGGAACUGUAGUAAUGAAGGAUGGCAGGCUGAUUUUUCCAGCACCUCCGCCAAAGAACAUUCCUCAAGCAGCCCCUGUGAAACAGAAGACUGUGGCUGAGCUGGAAGCUGAAAAAGCAUCCACUGUUACACCGUUCAGAAAAACUAUGACUUCAGCCACUGCAUACACUGCAGGUCUGGCUAGCUUGUUAGGUUUGGGCAUUGCAGCUCCUAAUUCUGCAUUCACUCAGAUGGUGACAACGUUUGGCUUAGCUGGAAUAGUAGGGUACCAUACAGUCUGGGGUGUGACUCCUGCUCUUCACUCUCCGCUCAUGUCUGUGACUAAUGCCAUCUCAGGAUUGACUGCAGUUGGUGGGCUGGUGCUGAUGGGUGGAAGCUACUUGCCUGAGAAUAUUCCUCAGGGUCUGGCAGUGCUUUCUGCCUUUGUGUCUUCUGUCAACAUUGCAGGUGGCUUCCUGGUUACGCAGAGAAUGUUGGAUAUGUUCAAACGUCCAACUGACCCUCCUGAGUAUAAUUACCUGUACUUCCUGCCUGCUGGUGUGUUUGUAGGGGGUUAUUCAGCAGCUCUGUAUGGUGGCUAUAACAUUGAACAGAUGAUGUAUCUGGGCUCAGGCUUGUGCUGUGUUGGUGCUUUGGCUGGUCUGUCCACCCAAGGAACUGCUCGCCUUGGUAAUACUUUGGGUAUGAUAGGUGUUGCUGGAGGUUUGGCGGCUACUCUGGGAGGCCUUACGCCGUCACCCGAACUGUUGGCUCAGAUGUCAGGUGCAAUGACCCUUGGUGGCACUAUAGGUUUAACAAUUGCUAAGCGCAUCCAGAUUUCUGACUUGCCUCAGCUGGUGGCUGCUUUCCACAGCUUGGUAGGUUUGGCAGCUGUGCUCACCUGUGUGGCAGAGUACAUGAUUGAGUAUCCCCAUUUUGAAACAGAUCCAGCUGCCAACCUCACCAAAAUCGUGGCCUAUUUGGGCACAUACAUUGGUGGUGUGACUUUCAGUGGUUCCCUUGUCGCAUAUGGAAAACUGCAAGGUAUCCUCAACUCUGCCCCACUCCUCUUGCCUGGUCGGCACUUACUCAAUGCUAGUUUACUGGCUGCCAGUGUUGGUGGAAUGGUUCCCUAUAUGAUAGAUCCUAGUUACACAACAGGACUUGCCUGUUUAGGCUCAGUAUCAACACUCUCUGCCAUCAUGGGCGUUACUUUAACAGCAGCUAUUGGAGGCGCAGACAUGCCUGUUGUUAUUACUGUACUGAACAGUUAUUCCGGGUGGGCUCUCUGUGCUGAGGGCUUCUUGCUCAACAACAACUUGCUGACCAUUGUUGGGGCUCUGAUUGGGUCCUCUGGUGCCAUCCUCUCUUACAUCAUGUGUGUGGCCAUGAACCGUUCUCUUGCUAAUGUGAUCCUGGGUGGCUAUGGUACCACUUCCACAGCUGGUGGAAAGCCAAUGGAAAUUACUGGCACUCACACAGAAAUCAACCUGGAGAAUGCUGUUGAAAUGAUAAAGGAGGCCAAUAACAUUAUCAUUACCCCAGGUUAUGGUCUCUGUGCAGCAAAAGCUCAAUACCCCAUAGCUGACUUAGUGAAAAUGUUGACAGAACAAGGGAAACAUGUCAGGUUUGGUAUUCACCCUGUGGCUGGCCGCAUGCCCGGUCAGUUAAAUGUGCUCCUUGCAGAAGCUGGCGUGCCAUAUGACAUUGUGCUGGAGAUGGAUGAAAUUAAUGAAGACUUCCCAGAAACUGAUCUGGUGCUUGUAAUUGGUGCUAAUGAUACAGUUAACUCAGCAGCUCAAGAAGAUCCUAACUCUAUCAUUGCUGGAAUGCCAGUUCUAGAGGUUUGGAAGUCUAAACAGGUCAUUGUGAUGAAGAGAUCUUUGGGUGUUGGUUAUGCAGCAGUGGACAAUCCUAUCUUCUACAAGCCCAACACUGCCAUGCUUUUGGGAGAUGCCAAGAAAACUUGUGAUGCCCUGCAGGCCAAAGUCAGGGAAUCCUACCAGAAGUAAAUGCUGUUUUGUCAUUCAUCAUCAUAGUUUUUCUCUGGCCAGUACGAACAACAGGGGUUUUUUUUGUUUAUCAGAGUAUAAAGGCAAAGUUACAAACAAGCUGAAACACAGGUGCACAGAUUAGCUUAUCAUUUGAUAUAAAAAACCCCCCUUCAUUAUGUGUAUAGAACAACAUGAAUUGUGUUUCUUUUGUGGGUUUCAUGGAUGUUGUGAAUCAGGGACACUAGGAAAAUGAGUCUCAUCUUUUGAUAAAAUCCAGUUCAGUUGUAUAUUUUUGUUCCUUCCAGUAAUCACUUAUGUAAUGCAAAAUGAAGUUCAGGGAUCUGUUCCAUUGAUGUCAUUAUGACAUGAGGGAAAUGUACCUGCAGUGGUCAAGUAAUUUUCUUCCCCAGUUCCUGCAAUUCAUUUUAAUCUUCAGCCCCUUCCAGUUGUUGCCCCUUAAACUGUUCUGGGAAAACUGUGACCCCCAAUUUUUUAGGGCUACAUUGGUUUGUAUACCUAGAUCUAAUUGCAGAAUCUUGAUCACUUACAGUGAUUUCAGAUUUGAUUAAUUUAUGACUUUUAAAAUUUUGCUACGUUAAAAUGUAUCUGAUACAUUAUUAAUCAACACUUUUGUGAUGCUGGGAAAAAAAAGCACUUUUUAACAUGUCUCAGAAACUGGAAAAGAGAUGCAAAUCAAGAGUUUAUCAGCAUUUUUUUUAAAUCAAUAAGCUAUCAUUUUGGGUAGUAUAGACCCACACAAGUUUAAAAUCAGUGUUUGGAUUAUUUGACUUCCCCAUAAUCUAAUUAAGAGUACUAUUUAAAUUCCCAUAGUAACUACAGUGAAGCAGUAAAUCAGUCCAUGGCAUAGAGUACUGUUUUAUUUUUAUUAUGUUAAGUGUACUUGAGUGGAACUCAAAUAUUUGCCUAAUAAAAUGAAUUUAUCAUGUUUGCAUAAUGAUGUAGCAACUGUCCAUUGUGACAAAGGCUAAAUACAAAUAGUUGUACUUGUGUUAGAAAGCAUUAACAUCUGGGGAAGACAAACUACUAUGAAGUAAGCUUGAAAUUAAUGUCUUGAUUGUUUAUAAAACUGAUUUUUUUAUUAAAAUAUGCAUUGGAAACUUGUAUAACUUAAUAGCAAUUAAGAAAUAUUACCACUUAGCUACCUCUGUUUUUAUGUAAGAAUUACAGAAAACCAUUUUUUCAACAGGUAGAAAAUCAAGAAAUGCAACAGUGUAUGGAAAAAAAAAAUUUUUUUGAAAUCCAUAUUUUCUAUAGCUCAAAAAUAAAAUUAGCACAUAAGCAUGAAUAUGUUGUUAUGCUGCAUAAAAAGUACUUGAUUCAGUAAAUUCUAAUUUAAAACAUUGGGGCAGCUAUGCUUGAAUAUAGUAAAUAUUGGUCUCUUAGUUUUGUAGUAGUGGUAGCUACAUUUCUAUUGGGUCUAUUCAAUAAAAAGAAAAGAAAAGGAGAAUGACCCCUGCAGGAAAAAGGGACCUAAAUGAGGCAGGGGCAGACCUUAUUAUCAAGGAACUUUAUUUUCUGGCCCAACUUUUGAUUGAAGUAGUAGUGGCUGCAAUAUCCAACUUAUUUCUGCUUUCAGGUAGCUAACUUGAGAUUCACCUUUUCUUAAAAAGCCUCUUCCUUUUUGUAUUUGCAGUGAGAAAUGCAAUUUAAGUGUCAGAGGUUGGACCAGUGUUAAUUUUAAAAAUGUAUUUUGUCAGGAAACAUCAGAGUAUUAAAACAAGCCAAUAAAAGUAUGUCUUUUUCCUUUUUAA